AUGAAGUUGCCACGAGAUCAAAUCGAAAAAUUGAAAGAAAGCGAAGGUCAAUUGUUUUCAAUCAAUGGUAUUUUCACAACAAGUAGUCUUCGUUCAACUGCAUUGAAUCAAAUGAUGACACAUUCGAAACAAACUAAUCUUUGUUCUGUUCUCUUAGAAAUUCAAUGCGAUAUGAAAGAUCUCAGCAACAAUGUCAUUAUUGCUGAUCUAUGUGAAGAAGAACAAGAAACUCUGUUCAAUUCAAAUGUCACUUUUCGAUUGGAGAGUAUGAGAAUGGAGGAAGAAAUUUGCUUGAUUCAAAUGACUGUUUCGAAUGAAGGUCAAAUUAUUAAAGAAAAAUACAUUAAAGACUCUCGUCGCCAAAUAAAAGAUCUCAGUAUUAAUAUUCUCUUUGGACGAUUGAUGUGUGAUAUGGGUCUAUGGAUUCAAUCACAACAUUUCUUAGAACGUUUAUUGAACAGCUCGAAUAGCAAUAAUGAAGAUCUUGCAAAGAUUGAAUAUAGUCUUGGUGAUGUGCAUCAGUGGAAAGGAGAAUGGAAAGAAGCACGAAAAUAUUAUGAUUGGGCUCAUGACAGAAUAAAAAGUAUCAAACCACUACGGAUCCAAGAUUUCGUUUAUAUACUCUAUAAUAUUGGUGAUAUUCUCUAUCUAGAAGGAAAGCAUGAUGAAGCUCGUGAUUAUUAUGAAAGAGCAUUGGCUAUUCUAAAAACAAAUUAUUCUUCUGUCACGGUCGAUACACCUUCUUCAUUAAAUCAUCAACUCAACGGUGUACUGAGUCGUGUUCCCUCAUCGUUCUUGUCGAUUUUAUCGAGUUUGGGUGGAUUCUUUCAAUCUUGCUUCAGAUGGUUUUGCGCUGGAAAAAUUCUCGGAAUUAUUUAUUGGUUCUGUCCAAAAUAUGCAGCAAACCGAAUCGAACUUGUUGACAAACAGUCAAGCCAAACUCAGCUACAAGAAAUAUGCCGAAACAUACGAGAAGUAGAUUGGUUACAAACGAGAGAAGCUAACGCAGAUGAUCAUUUGCUUAUUGCUACUAUUCUCCGCAGUUUUGGCCAGAUCUUUGAUCGACAAGAAAGACAUGAACAAGCACUUUGCUAUCAUCAACAAGCACUGACAAUGUUCGAGAAAUAUUAUCGAUUUCCUCAUAUCGAUAUCGCUGUUAGUCUUUACUAUGUUGGUGCAAUUUUUAAAUGUCAAAAACAAUAUGAUCAAGCGCUUGAUUUCUAUCAACGAGCAAUGUCAAUCUAUAGUAGAUAUUAUCCAAAUGGUCAUGUAUACAUUGCUUGGACCCUCAGCGACAUCGGUCACAUUUUAUACCUCCAAGGUAAUUCUAAUGUUGAUCCAUCACCUCUAGUUAUAAUAGCUGAUAAAAUACCAAUAUAUACACUAGUGUAA
Molecule: messenger RNA, 1392 nt
Organism: Rotaria sp. Silwood2
Lineage: Eukaryota; Metazoa; Rotifera; Eurotatoria; Philodinida; Philodinidae
Source: the annotation of a GenBank genome assembly